CAUUUUAAAAUGUGGAGUAGAAUUCUGCAGAUACCCUGGGUGCUAAAAAAAAAAAAGUCAGAGAGCAGAUCAAGCCCAGGCUUUUCCUAGAAGCCAAGAUGACUAAACUGAGGCCUUUGUACUUUGGCAGAACCAUGAGAUGACACGAUUCACUAGAAAAGAUAAUACUGCUUGAAAAUGAAGAAGGCAGCAGGAAAAGAGGAAGAGAGCAUUGCAGAUGGAUAAGAACCAUCAUGAAACCCUGAUUUUUCAAGAACUAAGACAGAAUCCACUCAGCUGCAAGCCUCUUUUGGAGUUCAAAAGCCGAGAGGAUCAUUUUACUGGAAAUGAGUUUCCAUUUCGUCGUGAUGGUCCUUCUUUCUCUGCACACUGCUGAACUGGUGGAGACCUCACAGAGCCCACAAAAGUUGGUCCAGAUGCUGGUAUCUGCUGGGAAAUCUGUAACCAUUGAAUGUGUCUCUUCAGUAAGAGAAAAUAUUCAGUCCUUCCUGACCUGGUAUAAGGAAGAGCAAGACCAAAGCUUGAGGAAGAUUGACCACCAUAGUCAACACUCAAAACCAGGAUUAUCCCCAGCGGAUGCCAUGGCUCUGAACAUCCAUCAUGCACAAAGGAAUGACUCUGGUGUUUAUUACUGUGCUCAGAUUAUCAAUGGGAUUUUCAGUAUUGUGAGUGGAACCAGACUGAUCGUUUCAGAUGCUUCAAGUCCAAGUCUUUCCAUCUUCAUGCCUUCCUUCAUGGAAGAGUCUCAGUUCAAUCAUAGCAUCCCCCUCCUCUGUCUCUUCUUCGGCACACUUCCUUCUCAGCAUGCGAUCUCUUCGGAAAUUGGUGGAGAAAUGUCUCAUGAAGACUAUAAAAAUGUGAGUGUGAUAGACAGAGAAGGAGUCAUCAGCAUCUGGAGUCUGAAGCUGAUUCCUCCAGCGAAGUGGAUCCCAGGGAUGACCUAUGCUUGCUCAGACCAAGGGAACAGAAACAUCAGCGCUGUAAUCCCAAUGAAUCUCACAUCCAGAGCUAACUGCGCUGCCAUUUUAUAUGUCGGGAUCCCUUGCGUUGUUGGUCUUCUGACAGUUCUGCUCGUGAUUGCCCUCUUCUGGAAGCACGUCUUUGGAGGAAAUGUCAGGAAACCAGCCAAUGAAAUGCCCAUGACGCCAAUGCCACAGGGAAACACGGUAUACUUGUCAAAGGAGCAUGCAGAAAAUCACUCACAGGCAUUGAACAUGGUGCUCUUCUUCACGGUGGUGCCAGAGGAGUUGAACCUGACUUCACACGUCAUCUUUCCCCCUCUGCUUUGGACCUCCUUGGGAAUCGGAAGGAGGCUGACAAAGGUCAAGGAGAUACUGUCCUCGUUCAGAAGGAACGUCUGGCCCUUUUGCUGAACUCCUCCGGAAACCUCCCAGGAAACCUCGACCAAGUUGGAGACUCCAUGGACCACACAAGCGAGUUGGUUGCUCUGCAUGUUCUGGGAAGACGGGCUUUGAGCAGCGGGGUGUAAAACCAUCACCUGGGUGCUUGGGGUGUAGCUGUCUGAGGAGAAGAAAGGAAGCCGAGAGGAUUACAGUAGAGUCUCACUUAUCCAACACUCGCUUAUCCAAUGUUCUGGAUUAUCCAACACAUUUUUGUAGU
Anolis carolinensis (green anole) is the source of this 1620-nucleotide messenger RNA. RefSeq lists its product as uncharacterized. Gene Ontology annotation, cellular component: external side of plasma membrane; B cell receptor complex. The transcript has 7 exons. Gene Ontology annotation, biological process: B cell differentiation; B cell receptor signaling pathway. Bases 327 to 1373 code for a protein of 348 amino acids. Lineage: Eukaryota; Metazoa; Chordata; Lepidosauria; Squamata; Anolidae. The record is from RefSeq and is a predicted model, not a curated record.